Hypomesus transpacificus is the source of this 4876-nucleotide messenger RNA. It is a transcript of the gene ric1, whose product is annotated as RIC1 homolog, RAB6A GEF complex partner 1. Gene Ontology annotation, molecular function: protein binding. Gene Ontology annotation, cellular component: Ric1-Rgp1 guanyl-nucleotide exchange factor complex; Golgi membrane; cytosol. Gene Ontology annotation, biological process: intracellular protein transport; retrograde transport, endosome to Golgi. NCBI's taxonomy places the organism in Eukaryota, Metazoa, Chordata, Actinopteri, Osmeriformes, Osmeridae. The record is from RefSeq and is a predicted model, not a curated record.
GAAUCAGAUUGAGGAUAAAUAGAAUCAGUAAAGAUGGCGACGGCGAGGGACGCCGUAAAGAAAAUCGGAUGCUUCACCGUUAUUAUACACAGACAUUGUUCCUUCAGAUAGCUAAAUAUCCAUAGUAAUAAUAAUAUAAAGAAGCAACUGACAAAUUGUCUGACAAACUGUGGUGCGUGGCGUGAUGGUCGCAGCCCUGGGAGCGCGAGCGAUUUGUUUUAGAGAAGACCAAGUGACAGCUCAGUUCUGUGCCUAGUCUACCAGAAAUGGAAUAGCACAACAUUGGGAUCGCAAAGAGAUCUUACUGGGGAUUGCUAAAAAUAUUUUUUCAUGGUCGAAUUGGGCAUACGAUCUCUUCAGUUUAGGGAAUAUAGCCAUUGAACUGGCCCAGUCGCAACAAAGCCAGUGUCGAAGUGGGUUGACUUGGUCAUCAUGUAUUUUUUAACUGGCUGGCCGCGGAGGCUACUUUGUCCGCUGAAAAGUGAAGAAGAGCCGUUUCAUAUUCAACCAAGCUCACAGAGGUUUUACUUUGCAGUGCUAUCGGAGACACAACUCAGCAUUUGGUUCAGUCGGCCCAGUGUUCUGGUCGUCAGCUACAUCGAAUCGUCCAAGGCGGCAGCCCAGUUUGGAUUCUACCAGCAGGCAGAAUGGAGACCAGACGACUCCAUGGUGGCUGUGGCAGCUGCCAAUGGAUACGUCCUCCUGUUUGAUGUGAUUGGAGGACGGGAGGACCGGUAUCUCUAUGAACCAGUCUACCCCAAAGGAAGUCCCCGUGUCAAGGUCACCCCAGGCUACAAGGAGGAGCAGUGUGCCCCAGCACUCAGUCUGGAGAUGAAGAAACCUCUGGAUCUAGAGGCUCCCAUCACCAGUCUGCAGUCUCUCCAGGAGGACCUGCUGGUGUCCACGGAGGACGGCUAUCUCCACAUCCUGCACUGGGACGGGGUCUCCAAUGGCAGGAAGGCCAUCAACCUCUGUACGGUGCCCUUCUCCCUGGACCUGCAGUCUGCCAGAGGUGGUCCUUCUCUGGACCUGGAGGGGGCCUACAUCAGAGACAUGGAGUACUGUGUGACUCUGGACGGCUUUGCGGUGGUGCUGGACGACGGGAGGCUAGGCUUCAUCACCUCACUGGCCAGCACCAUCACUGCUGAUCAGCUGCAGGGCGUGUGGGCGGCAGAUGUGACUGAUGGGAUGUGUGUGGCCGUCAACAACAAGUACAGACUCAUGGCCUUUGGCUGCACCAGUGGGUCCGUGUUAGUGUACAUGAUUGACACCACUACAGGAUCCAUGCAACUGUCUCACAAGCUGGAGCUCACUGCCAAACACUACCCAGACUCGUACAACAAGACUGGCGCGGUCAAAUUGAUCCGCUGGUCACCUGACUGCAGCGUAGUCAUGGUGACCUGGGAGUGUGGCGGCCUGUCACUGUGGAGCGUGUUUGGAGCUCACCUGAUCUGUACUCUGGGGGAGGACUUCACGUAUCAAUCAGACGGAACAAAGAAAGACCCUAUUAAGAUCAGCUCUAUGAGCUGGGGGGCAGAGGGCUACCACCUGUGGGUGAUCCCUACCAGGGGGGCGGGGCCUGGGGAGGGGGAGGGGGAGGAGAUGUCUGCGGCCCCGCCCCCCUCCCAGCAGGCAGGCAUCCUGCAGUUCCCCUUCAUCAAGAGCGCCCUGACUGUUAACCCCUGCACGAGCAACCAGGAGCAUGUGCUGCUGCACGGAGAAGACCGCCUCCUCCUGACCUGCGGUGACCCCACGCCGGCUGCCAGCGCCUCCGAGCGCCCCCCCCGCCGCCCCCCGCCCCCGCAGGACAGCAGCCCCCCGCACCAGCCCGCCCCCGCCCCCUCAUCGCUCUCUCAGGGACUCAGCACUUUACUGGGACACAAGCACUGGCAUGUGGUCCAGAUCCACAGCACAUACCUGGAGAGCAACUGGCCCAUCCGGUUUGCAGCGAUAGACACGGCGGGCCAGUGCAUGGCGGUGGCAGGGAGGCGGGGCUUUGCACAUUACUCCCUCCACACCAGGAAGUGGAAGCUGUUUGGAAACAUCACUCAGGAGCAGAGCAUGACGGUGACUGGAGGGCUGUCCUGGUGGAAGGACUUUCUUGUUGUUGCCUGUUACAACUUCAUCGACCGGCAGGAGGAGUUGAGACUGUACCUGCGGUCGUCUAACCUGGACAACGCCUUCGCCUCCACCACCAAGCUGCAGUGUGACUCUCUGCUGCUCAACGUGUUCCGGGACAUGGUGAUCCUCUUCAGAGCCGACUGCUGCAUCUGCCUGUACAGGCUGGAGAGGAGGCAGGACGGUCCUAACCUGUGGGCCAGUGUGGAGCUCCUGCAGGAGGUGUCCAUGACGCGCUACAUCCCUCACCCUGCCCUGGUGGUGUCUGUCACCCUCACCUCAGUACGCACCGAGACCGGCAUCUCUCUCAAGGCCCCCCAGCAGGCUGGCAUGGCUGAGAGCAUCAUGUUGAACCUGGCCGGCCAGCUCAUCAUGUUGCAGAGGGACCGGUCUGGACCCCAGGUACGAGACAAGGAGACCCCCCCCAACCAUGAGAAGCUGCUCCCGUUUUGCCCCCCCGUGGUCCUGGCCCAGUGCGUGGAGAACGUGUGGACCACGUGCCGCAGCAACCGCAAGAAGCGCCACCUGCUGGAGGCGCUGUGGCUGUCGUGCGGCGAGGCGGGCAUGAAGGUGUGGCUCCCGCUGUUCCCGCGCGACCACCGCAAGCCGCACUCGUUCCUGUCGCGGCGCAUCAUGCUGCCGUUCCACAUCAACAUCUACCCGCUGGCCGUGCUGUUCGAGGACGCCCUCGUCCUGGGCGCCAGCAACGAGACGGUGCCGUACGACGGGCCGCGGGGCCGGCGGGCCCCUCCGGAGGCGCUGUUCCCCUACUGCACGGUGGAGCGCACCUCCCAGAUCUACCUGCACCACAUCCUGAGGCAGCUGCUGGUGAGGAACCUGGGCGAGCAGGCCCUGCUGCUGGCCCAGUCCUGCGCCGCGCUGCCCUACUUCCCCCACGUCAUGGAGCUCAUGGUCCACGUGGUGCUGGAGGAGGAGGCCACGUCGCGGGAGCCCAUCCCCGACCCCCUGCUGCCCACCGUGGCCAAGUUCAUCACCGAGUUCCCCCUCUUCCUCCAGACCAUCGUGCACUGCGCCCGCAAGACCGAGUACGCGCUCUGGAACUACCUGUUUGCCGCCGUCGGCAACCCCAAAGACCUGUUUGAGGAGUGUUUGAUGACACAGGACCUCGACACGGCCGCCUCCUAUCUCAUCAUCCUGCAGAACAUGGAGGUUCCUGCCGUGAGCCGGCAGCACGCCACGCUGCUCUUCAACACGGCGCUGGAGCACGGCAAGUGGGACCUCUGCCGUCACAUGAUCCGCUUCCUCAAGGCCAUUGGUUCAGGGGAGAUGGAGACCCCGCCCCCGACGCCCACCACUCAGGAGCCCAGCUCGACAGGAGGGUUUGAGUUCUUUCGUAACCGCAGCAUCAGUCUGUCUCAGUCAGCUGACGGCCUCGCCGCAGUCAAGUUCAGCCUGCAGAAGACCUACAGCAUGCCCUCAGGACCCUGCGCUAAGGGGACUGAUAGGUGGAGCAAGGAAGAGAGUGCAGAGAACAUGUACAUAGACAUGAUGUUGUGGCGCCACGCCCGCCACCUGCUGGAGCAGGUGCGCCUCAAGGACCUGGGCUGCUUCUCCGCCCAGCUGGGCUUCGAGCUGAUUGGCUGGCUGUGCCGCGAGCGCACGCGCGUGGCCCGCGUCGACGACUUUGUCACGGCCCUCAAGCGCCUGCACAGGGACUUCCUGUGGCCGUUCCCCGUCAUCCCGGCGUGCUCUCUGAGCUCGCCGCUCAAGAACGGACGCUGCCGUGGGGUCCUGAGCUCGCGCCUGCUGAAGUCCCAGUCGGCCGACAGCCUGGUGAACAGUGACAUGGACACGGCGCCCCCACAGUCGGCGCGGCGCAACCACGCCUGGCUGGACGCCAUGGGGGCGGAGCCUAAGGAGACGGACUCCAGUUCCUCCCACAGCCCCCAGACACACGAGGCCUUCCUCUCGCCGCUCAUCGGUAAAGCGGAGGAUUGCAGUAUCGGCUCUGCUACAGACCUGACAGAGACCAGCUCAGUGGUGGAUGGGGAUUGGACGAUGGUGGACGAGAACCUGACGUCCCUGUGCCUCAGCCAGGCGGAGCUGGAACACAUCUCCAUGGAGCUGGCCAAUAAGGGCCCUCACAAGUCGCAGGUGCAGCUCAGGUACCUCCUGCAUGUCUUCAUGGAGGCGGGGUGUCUGGAGUGGUGCGUUGUAAUUGGUCUGAUCCUACGCGAAGCCAGCGUGAUCAAGCAGGUGAUUGGCUUCCUGGACAGUCCUGAGGUUCCUGCCGAGACGGUCCAGGGAGUCCGCAGUGGUCUGCUGGCCGUAGACGCCUGGGCCUCCACUGACUGCCUGGGCUACAAGCCCUUCCUCAGCCUGAUCCGGCCCCAGCUACAGCAGCUGAUGGAGGUGGUGGUGGAGCAGGUGCAGCCGGAGGUCUUCCAGCCCGCCAACCCCUCCAAGCUGGGGGCGGAAGGGGGGACCCCGACCCCCCGGGCGGCAGAGGACAGCCUGAGUCGGGGGGGGGCCUCUGGCCUGGGCAUGGCCCUCACCUCCAUGGACCCCCCCGGAGCCUUCCCCAGACCAGCCGAGGACAGGCCCCUGGAGGAGCAGGUGGAGCAGGUUAACGAGGAGGGGGCCUAUGACUGCACCCUGUCCUGACCUUUGUGACCGGGGUAGGGGGGAGUCAGGGGUCACUGGUGGAGAGACAUGGGGGAAUUGACAAGGACACCUCCAAUUGGCUUUUGGGGUUUGGCUUACUGACAGGAAAAUUGACUGCAGAUCAAUUUUGUGG